GUCGGGAGGCGGGCGCGCGCCGUCGGUAACGUUGUGCGGGGAUUGUAUCUACGUAAGCGGCUGUGUUGCCUGAGGUUGGAUCGUGGAGCUGUUUCCCUGCAGCAGUUUGCUCUCCCUCCCAAGUGGAGUGAUUCCAGCGGGGCUGGGAAAGCUUGCAUCUGUUGUGCGUUCCUCCACAUUCCUCGCCCGCAUCGCGUUACUAGCUGCUCAGGAUUGCGAAUUUUCAAAUAUUUUUUCUGUCUUUUCUUGAAGAAAACAGCCUUAAAGGAUGGAGGAACAGAAGGUGUGGGUACCGCACCCGGUGGACGGCUUCGUGCUGGGUCAGAUCACCGACCUAGCCGAUGACGGCGUGACGGUGCAGCCGCGCGAGCGCGGCCGGCCGCCGCUUACCGUCUCCUACGACCGGCUGUACCCGGCCGAGCAGGACGACACCAAGGACGUGGACGACAACUGCGCUCUGAUGCACCUGAACGAAGCCACACUGCUCAACAACGUACGGCUUCGCUACCAGCGCGACUGCAUCUACAUAUACGUGGCCAACAUUCUGCUGGCUGUGAACCCGUACAAGGAGAUGCGUCAGUUGUACUCACCGGACGUGAUCAAGCAGUACCAGGGCAAGUCGCUCGGCACGCUGCCGCCGCACGUGUUCGCCAUCGCCGACAAGGCGUUCCGUGACAUGAAGGUGCUGCGCAAGUCGCAGAGCGUGGUGGUCUCGGGCGAGAGCGGCGCAGGCAAGACCGAGUCGACCAAGUACAUCCUGCGCUACCUGUGCAAGUCGUGGGGCAGCGCCGCCGGCGAGAUUGAGGCGCGCAUCCUGCAAGCUAAUCCGAUCCUGGAGGCGUUCGGCAACGCCAAGACCACCCGCAACAACAACUCGUCCCGCUUCGGCAAGUUCAUCGAGAUCCACUUCAACGACCGCAUGUCGGUGGUGGGCGGCUACAUUUCGCACUACCUGCUGGAGCGGUCGCGGAUCGUAGGCCAGGGCCGCGAGGAACGCAACUACCACAUCUUCUACCAGCUGUGCGCCGGCGCUCCGGAGGCGCUGCGGCGGCAGCUGCGACUCACCAGUCCCGACGACUUCCAGUACACGCGCUUCGGCUGCACCCAGUACUUCGCCCAAAAGGACACCCAGGCGGCCAUACACACGGACCGUCAGAGCGCCGACCACCGCAAGAAGGGUCCGCUGAACGACCCCAUGUUGGACGACGCCAAGAACUUCACGCAGCUGGACAAGGCUCUGGCGACCGUCGGUCUGGCCGACCAGGAGCGGCUGGCCAUCUACACCACGGUCGCUGCCGUUCUCCACCUGGGCAACGUCGCCUUCGAGGACAACCCCGAGGACAGGAAAGGUGGCUGCAUGGUGUCGCCGUCGUCGGAGAAGGCGCUGGCGUCAGCGGCGGCGCUGCUGGGCGUGGACCCGGACGAACUGAACCAGGCGCUGCUGUCGCGGGUCAUGCAGACCAGCAAGGGUGGCGCCAAGGGCACUGUCAUCAUGGUGCCGCUGAAGACGCACGAGGCGCACAACGCCCGGGACGCGCUGGCCAAGGGCAUCUACUCGCGCCUCUUCGACUACAUCGUGUUCCGCAUCAACCAGAGCAUCCCGUUCAGCUCGUCCAGCUACUACAUCGGCGUGCUGGACAUCGCCGGCUUCGAAUACUUCACCAUCAACAGUUUCGAGCAGUUCUGCAUCAACUACUGCAACGAGAAGCUGCAGCAGUUCUUCAACCAGCGCAUCCUGCGAGACGAACAGACGCUGUACGAGAAGGAAGGUCUGGGCGUCAAGAAGAUCAGCUACGUCGACAACCAGGAUGCCAUUGAUCUGAUCGAGUCGAAGGGCGGCAUCCUCUACCUGCUGGACGAGGAGUCGAAGCUGCCCAAGCCGUCGUACGUGCACUUCACGCAGUCGGUGCACAGCGGCUGCGGCGGCUCGUUCCGCCUGGCGCUGCCGCGCAAGUCCAAGCUGCGCGACCACCGCGAGAUCCGCGACGACGAGGGCUUCCUCGUGCGCCACUUCGCCGGCGCCGUCUGCUACCAGACGGACAAGUUCCUGGAGAAGAACAACGACGCGCUGCACGGCUCAUUGGAGGCGCUUAUCCACGAGUCACACAACGGCUUCCUGCAGGCCCUGUUCGCCAGUCAGGCCAGCAAUGGGAAGGCGGUCACCCGCGGCAAGCUGUCACUCGGCUCGGUCGGCUCCAAGUUCAAGCAGCAGCUCUCCGACCUGAUGGACAAGCUGACGUCGACGGGCACCAACUUCAUCCGCUGCAUCAAGCCCAACCCCAAGAUGGUGGACGGCCUGUUCGAGGGCGGUCAGAUCCUGUCGCAGCUGCAGUGCUCCGGCAUGACAAGCGUGCUGGAGCUGAUGCAGCAGGGCUACCCGUCACGCGCCCCCUUCAACGAGCUGUACGCCAUGUACACCAAGUACCUGCCGAAAGAGCUGGCCAGACUGGACCCGCGCAUGUUCUGUAAGCUGCUGCUGCACGCGCUGGGGCUCAACGAGCACGACUUCAAGUUCGGCAUGACGAAGCUAUUCUUCCGACCGGGCAAGUUCGCCGAGUUCGACCAGAUCAUGAAGUCGGACCCGGAGAACCUGGCGGCGCUGGUAGCGCGCGUGCGCAAGUGGCUGAUCGUCUCGCGCUGGAAGAAGGCGCAGUGGUGCGCGCUCUCCGUCAUCAAGCUGCGCAACAAGAUCCAGUACCGGCGCGCCCACCUGGUGCUGCUGCAGAGCCAGGCUCGCGGCUACCUGGCCCGCAAGCACCACCGGCACCGCUACCAGGCGGCGCUACAGGUGAAGGGCCUGCAGGCCACGCUCACCCAGAUGUCGGAGAUGGUGGCCAAGAUGAAGAAAGACCGCGAGGCGUCGGCCAAGCAGGUGCAGCAGUUGCAGGCAUCCUUCGAGAAAGUGCUCAAGAGGAUUCGCUCCCAGAGAAUGUCCAAGGCAGAGGUGGAGAAGGAGGUGGCCGGCCUGACGGAGACGCUGGCGCGUGAGUUCCGCGGCCUCAAGGCUAAGCUGGAGCAGCAGAAGGUGGCUGAGGAGCAGGAGCGGCUGCGGCUCAUCCAGGAGCAGAUGGACCGCGAGCGCCGGCGCAAGGAGGAGGAGGAGCGCCGCGCGCGCGAGGAGGAGGAGAACAGGCGCCAGCGCCAGGAGAUCGAGGCGCGCCGCAAGCAGGACGAGGAGCUGCGCCGUCGCAAGGAGGAGGCCGACCGCCAGGAGGCUGCGCGCCUGCAGAAGCAGAUGGAGCAGGAGCAGCUGGAGAACGAGCAGCGCCGGGAGCAGCGCGAGCAGGAGCUGCGCGACUAUGAGCUGGCGAUGCGAUUGGCCGAGGAGUCCAAGUCGGGCGGCGUCGAGGACGUGCAGCCGCUGAAACGGUCGACCCUGGUGACGCAGCAGCGCUUGGAGGCGGCCAGCAAAAAGUACGACCUGUCCAAGUGGAAAUACUCGGAGCUGCGAGACACCAUCAACACCAGCUGCGACAUCGAGCUGCUCGAGGCGUGCCGGGCCGAGUUCCACCGUCGCCUGAAGGUGUACCACGCCUGGAAGGCCAACAACCAGAAGCGCUCCGCUCCGAUGGACGAGAGCCAGCGCGCACCGAGCUCGGUGCUGGAGGCGGCGGCCGCCGGCCGGCCGCCCGCUGCUGCCGCCGCAGCCUCGGCCGGCGCCGGGCCGCCGCCACCGCAGCACCGUUUCUUCCGCAUCCCGUUCGUGCGGCCCGGCCAGCAGCAGACGAACCAGGCGCGCGGCUGGUGGUACGCCCACUUCGACGGCCCCUGGAUCCACCGUCAGAUGGAGCUUCACCCGGACAAGCCGGCCGUCCUACUCACGGCAGGCAAGGACAGCAUGCAGAUGUGUGAGCUGAGCCUGAACGAGACGGGCUUGACCCGCAAGAGGGGCGCCGAGAUCCUGCAGGUGGAGUUCGACAGGGAGUGGCAGAAGCACCAGUCCAAAUGAGGCGCCAGCGCGGGUCUGCGACGGCGCCGUCAGCCGGCAGCGGCAGCUGUUUCUCCCAGGGGGCUGGGCGUGCGUGGUAACCUGCGACGUUCACUCCGUUGGGCCGUAUUCGACGCUAGUAUGUUCCUCUUGUUUCGCCUCUGAAUGUGUGAGCCGUGCGUUAGUAGUGACGGGAGACGUGCGGGGGGGGCGGGGCAGGGCCGGCCCCGGUGCGACGAACGCUGCGUCGGGUGGACCGACGGCGGCCGCGGCCGGCACUGGAGGCGGCGCGCCGUCUGCGGGUCGGUCGGCCGCCCCAGAGCCAACGAGCCGGGGUGGCGCUCGCGAGCGUAGCGUCCGGACGCGCGGCCCCGGCUUCGGCUGCACCCUCCCCCCCCCCCCCCCCCCGUGUGUCCGUCGUCCAGGCUCGGUCGGGUCGCUGCUGGCGUGUGAAGUCGGAUCACCGUUGCCGGGGCGUUCAGUUGCGGCCCGGCCGCCGUCACUCGUGCCGCGGUGGCACGACCCCGGUCCGGGCGCGCCACCUCUCCCCGUACAUACGUGGCCCGGUCUGGCCGUGCCGCCCGCUCUGGCGUCCGGCCCCGGCCGUCGCUAUCGGCGCGUUUACGGCCGUCCGGAAAAGCCGACCAAGUGUCGCCAUAAUUAGCAGGCUGGCCACGGCCUGUUUGCCGACGUUUUGCCGGCCAAUCGGCCGUGUUUGCGGCGCGUUCGUAAUCUGACGCGCGCUGGGCUGCCCCCACCGCCCACCGCGCCCGCGUCCGUCCCCGCCCCGCCGGUGACGUCAUCGAAGAUGAUGUCACUGACGUCACGCGCGUGCCACCGUUACUGCCGCCGUUGCGCGCCGCUGCCGCCGCCGCCUAAUAUUUUCUACUGCUAAAGGGUGGCGAUUGGUCACGUUCCAAUGCCUCGCCGUGUCGCCGCACGUUACAUUCAGAUCGUCAUUGGCCUGGCUGUCUUCCACUGUUUACAUUCCGAACUAGUUUGCUUAUGGAUCUGGGAUAUGACGGGCAUCGUCUUGCCUGGGACGCUUUGAUAUCAUUCCAGCUCGGCGAGGACGUUUUUGAUCGCUUUGUUCUGCUUUAUUACGAUCAGGUGCGACGCGUACAUUUUGACUUUGUUAAUUGUUUUCGGAAUGUGAUUUAGCUGUUGCGUAUUUGGAACUAUCUUUAUUUUUGUGCUUAUCAUGAUGAUAACGUAAGCAUCGUAGUGGUAAAGCGGUUAUGUUGGAAGCAAUGAGGACUGUCACGCACCUAUUCCUACUUGAUGCUGACCUUAUCUGCGGCCUUUUUGUUAUAAUUCGGAGAUUAUUAGCAACGAUGUAACGUGAAAGGUUUUUUCGAAAUAAAAGUCAUGGAAUGGUGAA
Molecule: messenger RNA, 5309 nt
Organism: Pollicipes pollicipes
Lineage: Eukaryota; Metazoa; Arthropoda; Thecostraca; Pollicipedomorpha; Pollicipedidae
Gene: jar
Product: Myosin heavy chain 95F jaguar
Exons: 22
Coding region: 269-3949 (1226 amino acids)
Biological process (GO): actin filament organization; actin filament-based movement
Cellular component (GO): actin cytoskeleton; cytoplasm; myosin complex
Molecular function (GO): microfilament motor activity; ATP binding; actin filament binding
Source: RefSeq, a predicted model, not a curated record